Molecule: messenger RNA, 2265 nt
Organism: Echinostoma caproni
Lineage: Eukaryota; Metazoa; Platyhelminthes; Trematoda; Plagiorchiida; Echinostomatidae
Source: the annotation of a GenBank genome assembly
AUGGUUAUCGUGGAGCCACAUCGCGACAAAAUUUCGCGACGAAGAUAUCAAUUUGAUUCUCCGGGAACCCCGGACGAUAGUCCGGAAGGCUCGUUCCAGGGACAUUCGGAUGAUGUGGACGAAUAUGAUGAACAGGGUGGAACCGGUUUGGAAGAGACCACCAAAGAAUCCACCGAUUCGGAUGAGAAAUCUCAAAACAAAACACCAUCCGAUGAGAUUCUCACAAGUGUCGAUCAUUCGGACACGAAAUUGGACCAUGUUGGUCCGUUAUGCGAACUCAGUCCACUCUAUAUACCGAAUCACUAUGAGUCUCUGCCGGACCGAUUUGAUCCGGAUCAAUUUCCACAAUCCUAUCGGGAGAAUAAUAGCAAAGAAGCGCGUCUGUUAGAUUAUUGUGAAAAUUUUCGACGUCAAUAUGCCACUCUGUGUCCGGAUCGUACCCGGCUACUCCUGGCCCCGGAAAAUGAAUGUGGUGUGGAGAAAUUUGUUUGCACCACAUUGCAUCCGAUCUAUCUACCCUAUCCGGACUUGUACACGUGGGAUGGAGCGGCCAGUUUUGUGGCCGAUUUUCUCCAAUUCGUUCCUUUGGUCCCGUCCACGGAAUUGCCCAAACGAUUGCUCAGCCCAUCCACUGUGGCCUCUAUACAGAAGGGUACGUGUUUCGACUACGCGACACUGUUGUGCUCUCUACUGCUCGGUGUAGGCUACGAUGCCUAUGUGGUCAGUGGUUACGCAACACGGGAAUGUUGUUACAUGGAUGAGACCCGAUUACUCUCGCCAUUUCAAACCAAAGAAGCGGAAAUCAAACCAUCCGAGGAGGAAACAGAAUCGAAAAAGUAUGUGAUCAAACAGCCCAAAGAUUUGACUUCCCAAUACGAACAAGCUUGUAUGGCCAAAGAGAUUAAUGCGGAAGUGGAACGUGCUCAGAAGGAAAAAGAACGACUGGAACUGGAAGAUGAAGAAGCGAAUAAACCACCCAAAGAUCCUCUGUUCGGUCUGCGUGUCCAUGCAUGGAUUCUUGUCCUGGCUGGCAAACGUGAAGUUCCCGAGGCAUUCUUUAUCGAACCGUUGACAGGACUAUCCCAUCCACUUGAUACACCAUUGUAUUUGGGUAUCGAGAGUUUGUGGAAUGCGACAAACUAUUGGGUGAACAUGCAAGACUGUUCUACGGGAAUAGCUCAUUUGAAAUAUGAUUUAGAGAAUGGACUCAAUUGGGAAUAUUUGUUACCUAGCGGAAGUCUUCGACUUCGAGCCGGUCUGAACGAUAUCGAUUUUCCCCGGAAUCAAAUCUCAGAAACAUCCGAUUUGACCUGUGAAGGUUUACACGUUCAGUCCACAUUGAAUUUCGAACUGAUCAGUCACGAUUCGACUCAGAGCAGUCAUGUGGCCCCAGUCCCACCGGCUCCAAUGGCCAAUUCAUUGGGUAUCGGAUCUAACCGUCUGUUUCGAACAUCCACUUCCGGGGAUGUACCCAAAUUGACCGGGACCAAACAGGUCGCUUCGCGUUGUCGAGUGGAAAAAUUUGCCCCGUUCUCGGAAAACGAUGGUGUCAUUUUCAGGCUGACCAAUUAUGAGGAUGCAGAACGCACGCAACCGGUUGAUGUGUUGGAAAAAUUUGCUCAACGUGCUGAUAAACUGUUAAGCCGAUUCACCGUGGUGAAAACAAAACAAGUUACCGAAACAUUUGAUCAUGGACGAAGUGGGACCCAUUUGGCUGAGCACAUUUACUAUCGUCAUCAACAAGCUGCACAGACCAAUAGAACAAUGAAAUUCUAUCACGUGGCUCGUGUGGACGGGCUGGAGAAACGAAUUCAAACCCCGACCACAAUGCAGGAAUUUUAUGUCGGACGUAAAGAUCGAAUGUACUACCGGGAAGUGUUGUUCGGUGGAAAGAUUAAAAAAUUCGGUCCGGCUCAAGUGGCUAAAGAUACCGAGGGUGGUGCACUGGUUUGUGUGACCACAACCAGUCAGUUGAAUAUCGAUCGAAUCACCGAACGAUUCUCACGUGACGAGUCGAAGGAUGCAGAUGACGACCUGGCUGAACGGAUAUUCUACAUUGCCGAGGAUCGUAUAUUUCUAACUUAUCAUAUUGGAGAGGAUCGGAUCGCUCCGUGCACACGCGAAUUCAUCAAACCGCCUCCGUCAGAUGAUAGGAGAAAUUCCAUUCAACUCUAUUCGGAUACACACUCCACAUUUCAGGUGAGAUCACCAUUCAGUCCCGUCCGCAAUCCUAUUUCGUGUAAGUUGUGCAUGAAUCAAAGAUAA